AUGGGUAUAGUAUCAGUAUGGUUGUAUCAUAGAGACAAUCCGGGUAAGAAAGUAGCAGUGUAUGCCCUACUCGACAAUGCCAGUGGCAGCACCUUUAUCAAACAAGAAACCUUGAGAAAAUUGGGAGUGAAAGGAAGUGAUACAAGGCUCCAAUUAACGACCAUGCAUGGCACAAGGGAGGUGGAAACUAAAGCGGUUGAAGGCUUGGUUGCAGAACAUUUUCAAUAUGAUCAUAUCAGUGUCCGCUUACCCAGAACAUACGAGCGACAACAAAUUCCAGCAGAUCGAGAUGAGAUUCCGCGACCAAAUCAGAUAGGUAAAUGGUCCCAUCUGAAGGAGGUGGCGGAGCGAAUUCCAGCGUAUAUGGAGAACAUCGAAGUAGCGAUUCUAAUUGGCCUAAACUGUCCAAGCGCACUAAGACCACGAGAUGUUUUUCAUGGUAAUGAUGAGGAACCUUACGCGGUGAAAUCAUUGUUAGGAUGGCACAUCAAUGGCCCGGUGAAUCAGAACACUAGCAAGUCAGUAUCGUGCAACAGGAUUCUCGUGAGUAUGGGCAGUUUUGGCAGUCAAGCAAGAGCGUGCGUUACCAUCCAGAGAGAUGUCAAAGAGAUUAUUUCUCCUAACGCGGUGAAAGAAAUGUUUGAGAUAGAGUUUGCUGAACGUGAACGUGGAAAGGGUUUAUCUCAAGAUGACCUCAAGUUCUUAGAGAAAGCUAAAGAAGGAAUACAUCAUUGUGAAGACAUGCAUUACGAGAUGCCUCUGCCCUUUAAAAACGAUGAUGUACAGUUACCAAAUAACCGACCUGCAGCCGAGCAACGCCUUCGUGGCCUAAGAAAGAAACUUCAGAAUGAUGAACAGUAUCGUACGGACUAUUUAAGUUUUAUGAAUGAAAUUAUCAAGAAAGGUUAUGCACGAAAGAUUGAUCAAAGGGAACAACCAGUGAAAGAAGGAAGAGUGUGGUACAUACCCCACCACGGUGUGUAUCACCCACAUAAACCAGGAAAGAUCAGGGUUGUCUUUGACUGCUCGUCACGUUAUCUCGGAGAAUCAUUGAACGACCAUUUAUUGCAAGGGCCAGACCUCACGAGCAAACUUAUCGGAGUCCUAACCCGAUUUCGACAAGAAAAGGUAGCAUUUACUGCUGACAUCGAACAGAUGUUCUACCAAGUGAAGGUGAGAGAAGAAGAUCAAGAUUUCUUACGGUUCUUAUGGUGGCCCAGUGGAAACCUUACCAUGGAGCCAGAAGAGUACUGCAUGACAGUGCAUUUAUUCGGGGCUGCAUCCUCCCCUGAUUGUGCUAAUUAUGCGCUUAAACGUAUGGCGGACGACAAUGAAGACCAACUUGGAACUAAAGCGGCAGAUACCCUUCGUCGAAACUUCUAUGUGGACGAUAGUUUAAAAUCAACACCCACGGUGGAUGAAACUGUCGGCCUUGUAAAGGAUGUCCAAGAAAUGUGUUGUAAGGGAGGUUUUAAUCUCACCAAGUUCAUAAGCAAUAGUGUCGAAGUAAAUCAGUCAAUUCCCUUGAAGGAUCGAGCAAAGAAUAUAAAGGAACUUGAACUUGGUCAAGACAGGCUACCUAUUGAACGGACACUAGGAGUGCUUUGGUGCGUAGAAUCAGAUAGUCUUAAAUUUAGAAUUGAGUUAAAGGAUGUACCAUGCACGAGAAGAGGAAUCCGAGAAGAGGAUAAAUGGGAGAAAUGGAGAAAUGAACUUCAUUUACUCGAGCAACUAGCUGUUCCACGAAGCUUCAAACCAAGAGACUUUAGAAAGGUUGUGUCUAGGCAACUCCACAGCUUAUCUGAUGCAUCGAAGAUAGGUUAUGGCCAAGCUUCGUAUCUUCGCUUAACCGAUGAAAAUGGUCGAAUACACUGCUCAUUUGUUGCUGGCAAGGCAAAAGUUACACCACAGAAAACAGUGAGCAUUCCUAGGCUGGAACUAGCCGCAGCAACCGUAUCUGUCAGAGUGGCUGAGAUGCUAAAAGAUGAAUUAGAUUACGAGGACGUAGACAAUUUCUACUGGACAGAUAGCGAAGUAGUAUUUGGCUUUAUCAACAACGAAUCCAAAAGGUUUCACGUCUAUGUCGCUAAUCGCGUGCAACUAAUACGCGAUCACACAGCUCCUGAAAAGUGGAAGCAUGUUGCCACGGCAGCCAACUCAGCGGACGAAGCUUCCAGAGGUACGACAGCGAAAGCGUUUCUAGAGAAAUCGAAAUACGUGCGAAAGUUGAAAGAAAGGGUUAGAAACGGAAGCAGUACGCCAUCGCCAAUCAGCGUGAAUGACCUAAAGAACGCAGAGGUGGUAAUCAUCAAGUGGAUGCAGCACGAUGCCUAUUCGGAAGAAAUCGAACUGUUACAGCAAAUUCAAGUAACUAAUGGCCUCAAAGAUCGAGAGUUUGCCAAGAAGAAGAAGGCUAUGACGAAAGCAACUUGUAGCAUUUACAGGCUAGACCCCUUUUUGGAUCAGGAUGUAAUUUUAAAAGUCGGAGAAAGACUUAACCGAGCAAAUCUGAGUAAGGACAUUAAACAUCCCAUCAUCCUUCCAAAGAAAUGCCAUCUGACGAUCUUAAUUAUUCGAUAUUUUCAUGCCAAGGUCCAACAUAGUGGUAGAGGAAUCACCCUGAAUGAACUGCGCACAAAUGGCUAUUGGGUAGUAAACGGAAACGCAGCUGUUCGAUCGGUUUUGGCUAAGUGUGUUACUUGUAGAUAUCUGCGCGGAUCCGUAGGCGAACAAAAGAUGGCAAACCUACCUGAAUCACGACUGGAACCUGCUCCACCUUUCACAUAUUGCGCGGUCGAUUAUUUUGGACCAUUAUUAAUAGGACAGGGACGCAAAGAAGUUAAACGGUACGGAUCUCUCUUUAUGUGUCUCGCAAGUCGGGCUGUGCAUAUCGAGGUGUCCGAUUCGCUUGACACAGAUUCGUUUUUGCAAGCCUUGAGAAGAUUUAUUUCGCGAAGAGGACCUGUGCAAGAAAUCAGAAGUGAUCAAGGAACUAACUUUGUCGGUGCGGGACAAUGA
Dendronephthya gigantea is the source of this 3018-nucleotide messenger RNA. RefSeq lists its product as uncharacterized. The record is from RefSeq and is a predicted model, not a curated record. The transcript has 3 exons. Gene Ontology annotation, molecular function: nucleic acid binding. Bases 1 to 3018 code for a protein of 1005 amino acids. NCBI's taxonomy places the organism in Eukaryota, Metazoa, Cnidaria, Anthozoa, Malacalcyonacea, Nephtheidae.